Messenger RNA from Penicillium nucicola, 657 nucleotides. RefSeq names its product ankyrin repeat protein. The transcript has a single exon. Gene Ontology annotation, molecular function: protein binding. The coding region runs from base 1 to 657 and encodes 218 amino acids. The record is from RefSeq and is a predicted model, not a curated record. Lineage: Eukaryota; Fungi; Ascomycota; Eurotiomycetes; Eurotiales; Aspergillaceae.
AUGGUCCAGUCAAACAUCCUCGUCUUGGCCGCCGACAACCCCACUGCAGUUCUGGAGCAGCUCCGUGCCAAUCCUUCGAUCGCAUCAUACCAGGAUGAAUCUGGCUAUUCUCUAUUGCACGCAUCUGCCUCAUAUGGACACGUCGACCUCCUGCGCGCCCUGGUAAACGAAUUCCACGUCAACGUCAAUCUUCUCGACGAAGAUGAGGAGACAUGUCUAUUCGUGACCGAAUCUCCCGAGAUCGCACGUUGCUUGGUCGAAGAAUUGAAGGUGGACUAUAAUCACAAGAACAAAUCCGACAACUUCACGGCAGUUGAGAAGAUGGAAGCGGACGACGAGUCCCCACAAGUCAUUGCUUACCUCCGUGAGGUUGUUGGUGGCGCUCCGGCCCAGCCAGACUCGGGCAUGUUGAACCCCCCGCCGCGCAUUCCCAAUAGCGACAUGAAAGUCAACAUUGGAACCAUGACUGAAGAUGAGGCAACCGCCGGAGCAAGUGAACCCGAUCCUGAGUUCAAGAGACGCAUUGAGGAACUUGCAACCCGGGAGGACUACUAUAGUGAGGAGGUGCAGAAUGAGGUUCGCGAGCUGGUUAAGGACGCCAUGGCGGGCUCGAAUAUUGAGGCCAUGGAGCGGGAGCUGCGCAGACGGACUGAGUAA